Trifolium pratense (red clover) is the source of this 699-nucleotide messenger RNA. Its product is annotated as zinc-finger homeodomain protein 2-like. Bases 1 to 699 code for a protein of 232 amino acids. Gene Ontology annotation, biological process: regulation of DNA-templated transcription; regulation of developmental process. Gene Ontology annotation, cellular component: nucleus. The record is from RefSeq and is a predicted model, not a curated record. NCBI's taxonomy places the organism in Eukaryota, Viridiplantae, Streptophyta, Magnoliopsida, Fabales, Fabaceae. Gene Ontology annotation, molecular function: DNA-binding transcription factor activity; transcription cis-regulatory region binding. The transcript has a single exon.
AUGUUGUUUUCCAUUCCAUUUAUUGUUGUCUUUUCAAGUCUUUGUUUGUUAACGAAGCAAACAGAAAUUAAAGAGAGCGAUGCAGAGAUCUCUUUGGGUCAUAAUAUUGAACAAGGGGGCUAUGUUGAAGAACCUAUCUUGAAUUCUCAAAGCAAGGAAAUAUAUAAGGAGUGUCUUAAAAAUCAUGCUUCAAGCAUUGGGGGCUAUGCUCUCGAUGGUUGUUGCGAGUUUUUACCUGCUGGAAUCAAAGGUACUUCUGAAUUUUUCAGAUGUGCCGCAUGUGGUUGUCAUAAAAACUUUCAUCGUAAAGUAACUAUUGCUAGAGAACCAACUCAUUUCCUAUUCAAAACCACCUAUAGUCCUCAGCCAACUCCCAUCUCGAUAGUCCCUCAGACUACAAAUGGUUACCGCCAUGCAACUGGGCCAUCGAGCGGGUCCACAACAUCCCUUGCUUUUCCUUCUACAAUUAUCCAUGAUGGGGUCGUCGAAGGUUCUUCGAGCUCUAAAAAAAGGUUUAGAACUAAAUUUACGCCAGAACAAAAGGAGAAUAUGUUGAAUUUUGCUGUAAAAAUAGGUUGGAGAAUUCAGAAACAUGAUCAAGAAGUUGUAGAGCAUUUUUGUAACAAAAUUGGGGUUAAGUAUCAUGUUUUUAAAGUUUGGAUGCUAAACAAUAGGAACACCGUUGGAAAAAAGCAUUAG